AAUGCAGUGAAGUACAGUGAAAUAAAGACACUUGGACUAAGUUCACACAACCUAUCACCACUUUUAAUUUUCCCAAACCCUAAAAAACCAAAAACAAUCAGAAUCCCAUCAAAAACCUCUCAUUUUCCCUCCUCUAUCUCUCUCACCCUAAAAACUCUCUCUAUUUCUAGUUAAUGCUUCACACCGCCUCAUAAAAAAUGGCCUCCGCUUGUGUCAACAACAUCACCAUGUCGCCGGAGAAGUUCCCUCCGGCCACCUUCCCAUCCUACGGCUGGUUAAGUCCACGUAUCUCCUUCUCCCGUGAAGACGACGCUUCUCCAAAGAAAUCUUCCGCCUCCUCCAAUGCCACCGCUGUCACCGGUGAUCUGUCGGACAUUUUAGAUCCUGUCGACUUUGAGUUCCGUCUUGACGAUUCCGUUACUAUGUUGCCUGCUGAUGAGCUGUUUGCAGAUGGUAAGCUGAUGCCGUUACAAGUAACGACGAGUGUUAAGCCUAUUGCUAGUGUUAAUACUCGUGAGAUCAGAGCAUCUGAAACGACGCCGGGGAAUGUUAAUAAGUCUUGCCGGAGACUGGAGAUGGAAAUUUCAGGUACUGAUCCUUAUUUGUUUUCUCCUAAAGCGCCUAGAUGUUCGAGCCGUUGGAAAGAUUUGUUAGGUUUAAAGAAGCUUUACCAGAACGCUAAUGCCAAAUCCGAAACCAACAAAGCGACGUCGUUAUUGUCGUCUUCCUCUUCAGCUUCUUCUAACCCUAAAUCACUGAAGCAUUUCUUGCAUAGAAGCUCUAAAUCUUGUAGUGGUAACUCGUCUUCGUUUUUAGAUCACUCACUGAGUUCACCUUUGUUGAAGGACUCGGACUGCGAGUCUGUUUCCAUUUCUUCGUCAAGAUUAUCGUUGUCGUCUUCCUCGUCUAGCCAUGAGCAUGAUGAUCUCCCCCGGCUCUCUCUUGACUCCGAGAAACCAAACCAGAAUUUGAAUCCGAGUCCAAACCCGUUUAUCCUCAACCGGAAUCCGAAUCAAAACCCUCCAAGAAUGAGACUAGUUAGACCCAGGGCAGAGAUAAACAAUACUAAUGGGAAUGGCAAUAACGGCAGUAAUCCAAUUCCAACGGCUGCGAAUCGUACGAGUAGGAGCCCGAUGCGGUGGGCCACAGCGGGGGAGCAAUCAACUGGAGUGACGAGCAGAGGAGCAUCAAUAGACAGUCCAAGAAUGAAUUCGUAUGGUAAAAUAGUGUUUCAAAGCUUGGAGAGAAGCUCAAGCAGUCCAAGUAGCUUCAACGGAGGGCCAAGAUUGAAACACAGAGGCAUGGAGAGAUCAUAUUCAGCCAAUGUAAGAGUCACCCCUGUUCUAAAUGUACCCGUUUGUUCACUCAGAGGCAGUUCAAAGUCAUUCGGGUUCGGUCAGCUGUUCUCUUCCUCACCACAGAAAAGAGAUUCCAGUAGUAGUAAUAACGGUAGCAGCAGCAUUGGUAACAAAGGACAGCACAGUAAUUACACCAGGACUCGCAUUGAUAAAACAACAUAAACAGAAGGGUAACUAGUAACAUUUUUAGCAUUAUUCUUAAGUUUUUGUGUUCUGGGUACUAAUUUUUUGCUCAAAAUUUCAGUUUUUUUUGUCAAUUAAGAAAAAAGGGCAGUUGGGAAAAUCUGUGUAAAUAAUCGGUAGAGGGUCUUUUCGUUCCGUUAUGUUUUAACCAAGCUAAUUCUGUAGUUUUUGCCUGAGUGAAAGAUAUGGAAUCUCUCUGGUUUUUCUUAGUGGUCACCAGCAUUUGUUCAGCACGCGCUUCAAUGGAGUAUAUUUUUUGUAUUA
Mercurialis annua (annual mercury) is the source of this 1805-nucleotide messenger RNA. RefSeq lists its product as uncharacterized. The transcript has a single exon. Bases 198 to 1520 code for a protein of 440 amino acids. The record is from RefSeq and is a predicted model, not a curated record. NCBI's taxonomy places the organism in Eukaryota, Viridiplantae, Streptophyta, Magnoliopsida, Malpighiales, Euphorbiaceae.